Molecule: messenger RNA, 1482 nt
Organism: Echinops telfairi (small Madagascar hedgehog)
Lineage: Eukaryota; Metazoa; Chordata; Mammalia; Afrosoricida; Tenrecidae
Product: antizyme inhibitor 2-like
Cellular component (GO): cytoplasm
Molecular function (GO): ornithine decarboxylase activity
Source: RefSeq, a predicted model, not a curated record
AUGGGGGACCAAGUGAAGGACACCGCGGAUUACAAAGGUGCACACGAAGAGAUUGGUGGUGCACCGGGGGUCUCAGCCCAAGAUAUGGUCCUGCAGAAAAUCCAGGAGCUCUCUGACUCAGAUCACCACGAUCCCUUUAUGGUGGCCGGUCUGGGCAUGCUGGCCAGCAGCCAUCAGACUUUCCUCCAAAACCUGCCACGGGCCUCUCCCUUCUACGCCUUGAAGUGCCACAGCAGCCCCUGGGUGCUGCGUGUCCUGGCCGCCCUGGGCACUGGCUUCGACUGUGCCAGCCAGGUGGAGCUGGAGCAGGUGCUGGGCCAGGGGGUGGCCCCCUCACGCAUCGUCUACGUCAACCCCUGCAAGCUCGUCUCCCACAUCCAGUACGCUGCCCGCCGGGGAGUGCUGCUGAUGACCUUUGACAGCCAGGAGGAGCUGGUCAAGGUGGCCCAACACCACCCAGGGGCCAGACUGCUCCUGCAGCUGCAGAAGGAUAGCAGGAGCAACUUCCCCCUGAGUAGCAAGUUCGGGGCCAGCCUGGAGGCAUGUGUGCACCUGCUGACAUUUGCUAAAGACCUGGGGCUGGAUGUGGUUGGAGCCAGCUUCCAAGUGGGCUCCGCCUGCCAGGCAGCCAAGAGCUACGCCCUGGCCAUCGCCGACAGCCAACACGUGUUUGAGAUGGGCCGCAGGGCCGGCCACCUCAUGGGCCUCCUGGACAUCGGAGGGGGCUUUCCCGGAGUGGAGGGCUCUGAGCCCACGUUUGAGGAGAUGGCGAGGGCCAUCAACUCAGCCCUGGCCCGAGACUUCCCCGAGGGAAGUGGAGUUGAGGUCAUCGUGGAGCCUGGCCGCUUUACUGUAGGCUCUGUUUGUCAGUAUUCACUUUCCUUGAUUGCAAAGGAGGAGUCAUUGCUCCCAGGCGGACACGGGAAGCUACUGUACUAUCUCAACGACGGCCACUAUGGUGUCUUCCGGGACCUCUUAAACCUCCCUGUGCCCAGGACGCCCACCGUGGUGAAGGAGCUCGGUUCAAAGGCGCCCCUCUUCCGCUGCACCCUCUUUGGCCCCACGUGCAACCCCUUCCACAAGCUCUUCAUGGACGACGUGCAGCUGCCUGAGCUGGAGGUGGGCGACUGGCUGGUCUUCCCUUCCAUGGGCGCCUACUCAUCCGUCAUGAGCUCCACCUUCAACGGCUUCCCACCAGCCUCUAUCUAAGCCUCUGUCUACGACGGCCUGGGCCCUGAACUCAGGUGUCUGGGAGAGAAGGAAGGGAGUCAGGCUCUGAGGGGGUCGGAGCUCGGUUCAAAGGCGCCCCUCUUCCGCUGCACCCUCUUUGGCCCCACGUGCAACCCCUUCCACAAGCUCUUCAUGGACGACGUGCAGCUGCCUGAGCUGGAGGUGGGCGACUGGCUGGUCUUCCCUUCCAUGGGCGCCUACUCAUCCGUCAUGAGCUCCACCUUCAACGGCUUCCCACCAGCCUCUAUCUAA